CGUCCCCUCUUUCUCUCUCCCACCUCCUCAACUACACUUCACCUCUCCCUUCCCCCCGAGAACGCCUCGUCUUGAGAAUCCAUCUUCGUGCCUGCACCGCAUCCAAGUCUGCACCUUGUGCUUCUUGACCUCUCGAGCAUCUGAGCUCGGCUGCCCGUAUCGACGACCAACGCACUGCCUCUGCUGAUCUUGAGACAGCUUCACGGGGCGAAGCUGCUGAACCGGCCAGAGGUAGCUCUUCAUUUCAGGCGGCAGUUCCUGUCUUGCGCUUUCCAAUUCGUCUCUGCUCAAGCCUGCUAGUAGCUUCACCAUCGCGUCGAAGUCAGCGAUAAGUCAAGCUUGCUUGAAGAUCGCUUCAGAGCACAUCUGCUCCGGGAGAACCAGUGACAGAUUUAGUUUUUCACCACAGAGUAGCGGGAAAAGGAGUCCCCUUAAAAAAAGCUGCAAGUUUGCCCGAAGACACGAAUCUUGCUUGCAAUCAGCAACGAUCGAGAGUGGCACUCCCAGGUGCCCGUCUUUCAAAUGGCCUCAACUGACUUCCGCAAUGAGCCAACCUACGACAAUCCAUCAGCAUUCUUCGAAGCCAUGGACUACACAGACAGUGCAGCCAUCAACACGGACAUGUUGCUGUACGACACACCAGACUUUGACAGCUUCAAACCAGACCUCAAGCAGGCGGAAUCCACUAAUCCACUUCUGAACACGAGCGAAUUUGCUGGCUUCAAUUUGGACACCGGAUACUGGAAUCAACCGUCACAAUUUGGAUCCCUCACGUCUAUAAAUCCAGCUUUGUCGCCGCUGGACGGCAACCAGAGCUGUGACACAGGAUACGUAUCACAAGAAGGGUCACCUGACAACUCACCUGUCGGCAUCUCAGCAAUGCCAUUCGAAAACACUAGGCCUUCUAACACACACGAAAACGCAUCAAUAAAGGCAAGAAAGCGCUCAAGCACCAGCUCAACGAAAACAAAACAGCCAGAGACCAAGCCGCCUCGGAAAGCAAGGCGCACGAGCAAAGCAGCCUCCACAGACACGACGGCUGAGAGGACCGUGGAUGACGAAAAACGUGAGCAAUUCCUUGCACGCAAUCGAGAAGCUGCGUCGAAAUGUCGGCAAAAGAAAAAGGAGUGGACACAAGAUCUUGAACAACGGGCCCGCGACCUUGCAGCUCAAAAGCAGAUGCUCACGACAUAUCUCGCGAUGCUCAAAAACGAGUUGCUCAUGCUCAAGUGCAAGUGUCUCGAGCACAGCGACUGUGACUGUGAGGCCAUCCGCAACUAUCUUAAGAGCACCGUCACUACCAUGCCGCCUGCCAAUACGGCACUGUAUACAAAGUUAAGCGACAAGGACGCAAAUGCAAUCAGUGGAGAGAUUGCAAGGAAGCAGAGCUGCAUUGAUCUUGACGCUAUGAGUCCGAGUGACCUGGUGUCCUCGCCAGAUUCUGGUGAAGAUGGCGCAGGUUUUCUGAAUCUACAAGCAGAAGUCGAUGCCUCUGGAAAGGACUAAGCAGACAAGUUUCGGAAUUGCCUUUUCUUGAUACAUCACCUAAUCGCGUACCCCUUCCUGCUUCACCUACGAGGAGGGACCACCUGAUCAGGGAGGGAAAAAGAGAAAAGCGGAUGGACGCUUUUUCGGAACCAAAUAAAUUGGCCGCAACUUGUUAUUGCCGUUGUUGAGCGUUCCUCGUCUCGUCGUUCAUCACGGCAAUUGUACCAACACCCGCUUUGUUUUGCAUCUGUUUGGGGUGUUUUAUCACUAAACAUGAGGGUCUAAAAAUAAGUCUUAAGACACAGCAUCGAUGGCUGACUUUUAAGGGAUGAGAACAAAAGCGUGUAUAUUGAUAGGUCUGAGGGUAAACGAACUUAUGAAUGUAGCAGUCAUUGUAAUGAAACCAAAGCGCGCUAAAAUUCAUCGCUUAUGUUUGGUAACACCGCCAGUGCGUCUAGUUCAUGUACACUGUAGUAUGCUCUUCAGGGAAAACUUGGCUCUAUCAUGUCCGCUCCUGGGCGAGAACAUGGGGCAUGUGAACGAUGGCGAUAUAA
This is a messenger RNA of Verruconis gallopava, 2042 nucleotides long. RefSeq lists its product as uncharacterized. The transcript has a single exon. NCBI's taxonomy places the organism in Eukaryota, Fungi, Ascomycota, Dothideomycetes, Venturiales, Sympoventuriaceae. Gene Ontology annotation, biological process: regulation of transcription by RNA polymerase II. Gene Ontology annotation, molecular function: DNA-binding transcription factor activity, RNA polymerase II-specific; RNA polymerase II cis-regulatory region sequence-specific DNA binding. Bases 523 to 1506 code for a protein of 327 amino acids. The record is from RefSeq and is a predicted model, not a curated record.